UUGCUGGGCGCCAGAUGUCAAAUAUAAAUCGAAAUUUGAGGAUCAAGAGCGUAGAAACAAUAUAAUUAUGAAGAACAAUAAACUUAUAUUAAAAAAAAUCUGUCAAGCAGAAAGUCAAUACCCCACCCGUGCGUUUGAGGAAAAAUGGAAAAGAAUGCAUGAAGCAGUAGAGCACCGUGCAAGAUACAUUUCAAUAAUUAAAAAAUUGUCUACUGUGUUAGAUAUACAAAAACAAUUAGCUGAGAAAAGUCAAACGAAAUGUUUCUUCGAUAUUGGAGUUAAAGAAGAAAAUCAGAAAUUAGGGCGUAUAGUAUUUGAACUCUAUGACAGUAUCGCACCACGUACAUGUGAGAACUUUGCAGCUUUCUGUCGUGGAGUGAAUGGAUUAUCAUACAAAUACACUCCAUUUCAUCGUAUUGUCUCUGGCUAUUGGUGUCAAGGAGGAGAUGUUACGAAGUUUAACGGUACUGGCGGUACUUCCAUAUACGGUGACUCAUUUGACAAGGAAAGCUCUAAUCUACGUCAUACAGGACCCGGUAUCCUAUCUACUUGCGACAAUGAUAAUGACAAAACAGACUCCAAAUUUAAUCUCACAUUUAAAUGUUUGAGAACUCUAAACGGAAAUAAGACUGUUUUCGGCCGAGUAAUAAAUGGAAUGAACAACAUCUACAAGAUUGAGGGAUUUGGUACGAAGACUGGAAAGCCAAUGAAGUCGGUGAUUGUGUUAAAUUGCGGAGUCCUGUCGACGAAACGCGCAUACGAAGUACCUUCCAUGUUACAAAUAUGAACAAACUGCAUUAUCUUCACAUAAAAUCUCGCGUAAAAUCAUAAUAUUAAAAUUAUG
This is a messenger RNA of Acromyrmex echinatior (Panamanian leafcutter ant), 844 nucleotides long. Its product is annotated as E3 SUMO-protein ligase RanBP2. Gene Ontology annotation, biological process: protein peptidyl-prolyl isomerization; protein folding. The record is from RefSeq and is a predicted model, not a curated record. Gene Ontology annotation, molecular function: peptidyl-prolyl cis-trans isomerase activity; cyclosporin A binding. Gene Ontology annotation, cellular component: cytoplasm. Lineage: Eukaryota; Metazoa; Arthropoda; Insecta; Hymenoptera; Formicidae.